Molecule: messenger RNA, 510 nt
Organism: Schistocerca serialis cubense
Lineage: Eukaryota; Metazoa; Arthropoda; Insecta; Orthoptera; Acrididae
Exons: 4
Coding region: 13-510 (165 amino acids)
Source: RefSeq, a predicted model, not a curated record
CCGGCGCCUGCAAUGGACAACUCCAGGCGUUGCAUCACUGCCGUUGUGUGUCUGCUGCUGCUCUAUACAGCAUCUUGUACGUUCAACAUUUGUACGGCGGAGAGGGCUUCCAAGAGCAUACCGCUCCUUGUCUAUCCAAAUGGAGGAGCUCUUAAGUGGGUCGUCGGUCUGUCUAUUCCGGUGAAGGUGUCCAACCGCUCGGUUGGGAUGCUCCUGCAGUUCCAAGGGCUGUACGCGCAUCCGUCAAACAUAAGCGAGAUAUCACAACACUUCCCUCUGAAUGUUGGCCGUGCUGCCAUCUAUGCAGUUUUCACUUCGAUAAUGAACGCGCCAAGCGACGGCGACGCCGGUCUGGCAGAGCACGUGCUGGCCCGGGAGGCGGGCAGGGUCGGCAGCGGCGGCGGCGGAGGCGGAGGGUGCCGGCGGCGGUACGCGGCCUGCCCCAGGGGUCGAGGCCCGCUCGACGCCGUCUCCACCCUGUCCGUGGACUCACAGCACUGGGAUCGCUGA